This is a messenger RNA of Erinaceus europaeus (western European hedgehog), 2502 nucleotides long. Its product is annotated as SH3 and multiple ankyrin repeat domains protein 2-like. The record is from RefSeq and is a predicted model, not a curated record. Gene Ontology annotation, cellular component: postsynaptic membrane; dendritic spine; postsynaptic density. NCBI's taxonomy places the organism in Eukaryota, Metazoa, Chordata, Mammalia, Eulipotyphla, Erinaceidae. Bases 401 to 1900 code for a protein of 499 amino acids. Gene Ontology annotation, molecular function: ionotropic glutamate receptor binding; synaptic receptor adaptor activity. The transcript has 11 exons.
AAGGCUGAAAGAAUUUCACCCAAAGUCCUUGAAAGGCCCUCCACAGACUGUUUACCAAGCUUCCGGAAAAUUCUGCCUCCUGGAUCUCAGUACCACCCACCCCCAGGAGGUCGCCGUGGAUGUUUGUCAGGGCUCUCAGCCUGAGCUGUUCCCUCCGCGGUGGGGGCUCUCAGGACACCCACCUUCCUGGUUGGCAGGAGCCUGGGGGAAUAUUCCGGGCUCCCUGGGGUUUUUAGAACCCCGCCCCCAGGCUCUGCAGGGUAAUGGACCCACCUGCUGGCAAGUGUUCACAGAAACCACUUGGACAGAGAAAGCCACGCAGACACAGACCGGGCUUUUUUGCAAAAGCGAAUGAGACCUAGGCUGCCAUGCACGCAGCCCCACCUCCAGCGAGGACGAGAUGGCCCAGAGCUUCUCCGACGACUCAGCCGGCUUCGGGUCUGAGAGCUCUGAGGAGGGGACCGUCUACGACACCAUCCAGGCCGCCAGGGGGGGACCAGGCCCCGCACCCUCCCAGCACAGCCCGGGAAGCACCGUGGUCAUCCGGGUCUUCAUCCACGACCUGCAGCAGACGAAGUGUCUGCGCUUCGACCUGGACUCCACGGUGUGGGUGGCCAAGCAGCGUGUGCUGUGCUCACUGACACAAAGCCUGCCGGACGCCCUCAACUAUGGGCUGUUCCAGCCGCCCAGCCACGGGCGCGACGGCAAGUUCCUGGAUGAGGAGCGGCUGCUGAGAGAGUACCCGCAGCCCGAGGGCCCAGGGGUGCCCGCCCUGGAGUUUCGCUACAAGAGGCGGGUUUACAAGCAGAGCCACCUGGACAAGAAACAGCUGGCUAGACUAAACACCAAGGGUGACCUGAGGAGGUGCAUGGAGCUGGUGCAGCGCUGGGCAGUGGACAGGGUCGCCAAGAUGCUGGAGCGCGGCCUGGACCCCAACUUCCAUGACCUGGACACUGGAGAGACGCCGCUGACCCUGGCCGCGCAGCUGGACCAGCCGGCCGAGAUGCUCAAGGCCCUGAGGAAUGGCGGUGCCCACCUGGACUUCCGUGCCCGCGACGGGAUGACAGCCCUGCACCGCGCCGCCCGCGCCCGCAACCCCGCCGCCCUGAAGACCCUCCUGGAGCUGGGCGCCUCCCCGGACUACAAGGACAGCUGCGGGCUGACGCCCCUGUACCACACGGCCGUCGUGGGGGGUGACCCUCAGUGCUGCGAGCUGCUGCUGCGUGACUGGGCCGUCGUGGGCUGCCGGGACGACAACGGCUGGACUGAGCUGCACCAGGCCUGCAGGUACGGACACGUGCAGCAACUGGAGCAUCUGCUGUUCUACGGGGCCGACAUGGGUGCCCAGAAUGCCUCGGGGAACACGGCCCUGCACAUCUGUGCCCUCUACAACCAGGACAGCUGUGCCCGGGUGCUGCUCUUCCGUGGAGGGGACAAGGACCUCAAGAACUACAACAGCCAGACGCCCUUCCAGGUGGCCAUCAUCGCGGGCAACUUCGAGCUGGCUGAGUACAUCAAGAACCACAAGGAAACCAAUGUGGUGCCCCUGGUGCCGCCCCGGAGGACCGUCCCUGCCCCUGGGGCCCCUCCUCCGUCCCCUCGCUCGCCCACCGGCCUACUGCCCCCGACCCCCGGCUGGCACCGGACCCACAGCGGGGAGCACGCCCAGCAGACCAGCAGCCGCGAGGGUGAGCUCCGCGGGGACGCCCCCUCUGUCACCCCAGGCCCUGCCUGCUCUGUCCCUUGGGGGCUCUGUGUCUCCUGCCUGCGCCCGCUGCCCCGCCCCAGAGGCAGACGCUUGGCUGUCCCCUUCCUGUCUGAGCAUCGGGGUCCCCCACCCCCAGAUGCUGACGGGAGCCCCUCCCCUGCUCUGAUGGCCCCCCGAGGGUUCGAGGACUGAGUCGCGUGCUGAGAGGGACCGGUGGUCACAGCUCGGGGACGCUGAGGGUACACUGAGGGUCAGUGGGAGGGGCGCUGGGUCUCUGGGCCCUUGGGCUGGGCCUGGCAUCGUGCCAGCUGCUGGGACGUCCUGUCGACCGGGGCGGGCGCCCAGUGGGUGACCACACGCCCGGCCUGGUGACCCCCACGGAGCUCCGUGCCGUCUGCACUGGCAGCCCCUCUCCCAGAACGUGCCACCUCUCGGGCCACAUGGCCUGCUGUCAGUGACCGCCCUGUGUCCCCGAGGCCGGUCUGCCCAGGGAAAGGGGUGCCGGGUGCCCGGGAAGAAACCCUGUUUCCCUUCCGUGUUGUGGCCACUGAGAACGGGUGUGGAGAGCAGGCCUGUGUCACAGCAGCCCAGGGGACCCUGGGAAGUCUUGUCCCCGGGGCACGUCCCCUGGCUCCCAUCUGCGACAGCAAGGCUGGUCGGGCAGGUCCCUGAGUGUGACUUGAGGACGGUGGCCCAGCCGUGCUGCCCCCUGGCCCCCGCCGCUCCCAUCCCCGUGCGACUUGUGCUCUGUGUCCCCGUCCCUGCAGAAGCCAUGAGCGACGGCUCUGCCUUUG